UGCCAACAUUUUGGGCGACAUCUGUGGUUAAUACUUUUUAUGUUCGCAACGUCAGACGAUAUUUUGUGUUAAAAACCGCAUAAAUUAAGUUUUUCUGAAUGCAAAUAGUAGAAAAUGCCAGCCAGUGGGGACCAAAAAAUUGAUGAAUCCGCGGAAGUGCGGAACUACUUUCUUAAACUACUGGAUACGGAUAAGGAUCUAUCCUCCGGCAUAGCCGCGAUUAAAACAUUGUUAAUGAUACUCGAGAAAAAACAAUUUGACACCAUACACAUCCUUCACACGACAAUGCGUGACGCGGUGGCGACAAUGCGCAACACUGACCUGUCCAUAGCUGCAGUAGUAUCCGGCGGAGAACUUUUCUGUCGCUUCAUUACAUUAAGUUUGGAUGACAAACACAUGGAAGAAUGUCGACAAAUAAUGUUGCAUCGUGGUAAAAUAUUUCUAACAAAGCUUUUAAACUCUCGCAAUGUGAUUGCCCAACAAGCGAAAAAAUUCGUUGCUGAUGGCUGUCGCGUGCUGACCCACUCGCGUUCACGCGUAGUGCUAAAAACACUUAUAAGUGCUGCGAAAAAUAAAGAAUUCCACGUUUAUGUAACACAAGGUGGGCCUGACAAUUCCGGCUCUCAAAUGGUUGACGAACUCGGGCGAGCUGGAAUAAGUAGCACUCUGAUUCUGGAUUCGGCAACGGGCUAUGUAAUGGAGUCUGUAGACUUUGUAAUGGUUGGUGCAGAAGCCGUCGUUGAAAGCGGGGGCAUUAUCAAUCGCAUUGGAACUUUCACAAUGGGCUUGUGCGCCCGUGAAAUGAAGAAACCUUUUUAUGUUCUGGCUGAAAGUUUCAAAUUCACCAGACUCUACCCGCUAAAUCAACGUGACCUUCCGGAUGAGUAUAAAUAUUCUCGCAAACACCUGGUCGACGUAUCUAAAGUGCACCCACAAGUUGACUACACGCCACCUGCUUAUAUCACUUUGUUGUUCACCGAUUUGGGCAUUCUUACGCCCUCGGCUGUCAGUGAUGAAUUGAUUAAACUUUAUAUGUAAUUUACAUAUAUUGAUGCAAUGUUUUCAAGUGUACUACAAACAAAACUUAAUAAAUAUUAAUGCAAGUGCAUUUUUUACAAAACCA
This is a messenger RNA of Rhagoletis pomonella (apple maggot), 1123 nucleotides long. It is a transcript of the gene eIF2Balpha, whose product is annotated as translation initiation factor eIF-2B subunit alpha. Bases 115 to 1038 code for a protein of 307 amino acids. Gene Ontology annotation, molecular function: translation initiation factor activity; guanyl-nucleotide exchange factor activity. Lineage: Eukaryota; Metazoa; Arthropoda; Insecta; Diptera; Tephritidae. Gene Ontology annotation, biological process: translational initiation. Gene Ontology annotation, cellular component: eukaryotic translation initiation factor 2B complex. The record is from RefSeq and is a predicted model, not a curated record. The transcript is spliced from 5 exons.